AUGGAGCUUGAAAUUGGGAAAAUUAGAAAAAUGAAUACCGCUUUUGUCCUGGAGGUUCUGCUGCCGGACAAGCAGGCCCAGUCGCCUGCUGGGUGUGAGCCAUGCGCCCCUUGGCUCCGACCUUUGUCCAGAGACCUGGGCAUGGCAGUGCUGAGUGGUGUUGACGGCCUCAGUGUUACUAUCUACACCUUGCUGACCACAGCCUACUCGCUGCCCCCCGUUCCAGGACUCCAGGAGCUGGGGGACCCUGAGCCCCACCGGGGUCCUUCUAUUUUUGGCUGCCCUAGAGAGUAUCUCUUUAAAUUUGUCUUUUUUUGUUGUUGUUGUUCCCUCAAGUUUUUGAGAGUUGACCAAGAUAAGGACAAGGAUUGCAGCUUGGAUUGUGUGGGAUCUCCUCAAAAACCUCUCUGUGCCUCUGACGGAAGGACCUUCUUGUCCCGCUGUGAGUUCCAACGUGCCAAAUGCAAAGACCCCCAGUUAGAGAUCGCUUAUCGAGGAAACUGCAAGGAUGUGUCCAGGUGUGUGGCCGAGAGGAAGUACACCCAGGAGCAAGCCCGGAAGGAGCUCCAGCAGGUGUUCAUCCCCGACUGCAAUGAUGACGGCACCUACAGCCAGGUCCAAUGUCACAGCUACACGGGAUACUGCUGGUGCGUCACGCCCAACGGGAGGCCCAUCAGCGGCACGGCCGUGGCCCACAAGACGCCCAGGUGCCCCGGUUCUGUAAAUGAGAAGUUGCCCCAACGAGAAGGCACGGCAAGAACAGAUGACGCGGCCGCUCCUGUGCUGGAGACUCAGCCCCAAGGAGAUGAAGAAGAUAUUGCGUCACGUUACCCCACACUUUGGACUGAGCAAGUGAAAAGUCGGCAGAACAAGACCAACAAGAAUUCAGCAUCGUCAUGUGACCAGGAGCACCAGUCAGCCCUGGAAGAGGCCAAGCAGCCAAAGAACGACAACGUGGUGAUCCCGGAGUGUGCGCACGGUGGUCUGUACAAGCCCGUGCAGUGCCACCCCUCCACUGGGUACUGCUGGUGCGUGCUGGUGGACACAGGCCGCCCGAUUCCCGGCACGUCUACAAGGUACGAGCAGCCGAAGUGUGACAGCACAGCCAGGGCCCAGCCGACCAAAGCCCGGGACCUGUACAAGGGCCGCCAGCUCCAAGGCUGUCCCGGGGCCAAAAAGAAUGAGUUUCUCACCAGCAUCCUGGAUGCGCUGUCCACCGACAUGGUCCAUGCUGUUUCCGACCCGUCUUCUUCCUCCAGCAGGCUUUCAGAGCCCGACCCCAGCCACACCCUAGAGGAGCGAGUGGUCCACUGGUACUUCAAAGUCCUCGAUAAAAAUGCCAGCGGUGACAUCGGCAAGAAGGAAAUCAAGCCCUUCAAGAGGUUCCUUCGGAAAAAAUCGAAACCCAAAAAAUGCGUGAAGAAAUUUGUUGAGUAUUGCGACGUGAAUAACGACAAGUCCAUAUCGGUUCAAGAGUUAAUGGGGUGCCUGGGGGUCACCAAGGAAGAAGCCAAAGGGAACACCAAGAAACGUCACACUCUUAGAGGAAAUACUGAAAGCAGUGCUAAUCGACAGGCAAAGAGGAUUCAGGCGGAUGUGGAUUUGGAGCGUGUGUGCGCGUGA
Molecule: messenger RNA, 1623 nt
Organism: Trichechus manatus latirostris (Florida manatee)
Lineage: Eukaryota; Metazoa; Chordata; Mammalia; Sirenia; Trichechidae
Gene: SMOC2
Product: SPARC related modular calcium binding 2
Exons: 13
Coding region: 1-1623 (540 amino acids)
Biological process (GO): extracellular matrix organization
Cellular component (GO): basement membrane
Molecular function (GO): calcium ion binding; extracellular matrix binding; heparin binding
Source: RefSeq, a predicted model, not a curated record